This is a messenger RNA of Durusdinium trenchii, 1353 nucleotides long. Lineage: Eukaryota; Dinophyceae; Suessiales; Symbiodiniaceae. The record is from the annotation of a GenBank genome assembly.
CUGAGUUUGUUGCUUCAACUGAGUUCACAGAGUUCUCGUGACGGCCGCACGACCACUUUGGGGCGACCAGGAGGACCAGGAACAAAACACUUUCAACCAAGUGGCACUGGCCAGCAAAGCCUCCGGGAAGCCUUCAACCAUCUUCAACCUAACACCUCUUCAGAGCAGCUGGCAGAGCAGCUCGACCAAGCCUUCGCCGCCCCACCGAUGCCAUGGAUCACCCUGACCGGUCGGUGCGUGGUCCAGUCGUUGCAGCCGCACUGCCAGCGUCAGCACCAAGAGCAUUGAGACGGUGCAGGGCGGGAGCGUUCUGUACCAAGCGUCUUCACCUUCCCAGCGCUGCAUCGGGCGUGGCCGUCUUCGCCGCGACGGGGCGCCGCGUGGCGCGGCGACGGGCGCGGCGAGCCGCGACGGUGCGGGAAGAGGCUCAAGGCGCCGCGCCGGCGGAGCUGAGCCACGCGACGCGGGUAGUGGCAAUCAGCGACACGCACGGCUUUCACCGGCGCUUCCCGCGCCUGCCGGAGGGCGACGCCUGGCGUGUGGAAUCCAUGUGGAAGAGUUGGGCUUUUGGGACGGUAGCGAGGCCUAGCUCUUGCGGGGUUUGGAUUGCCAGCGCGAGACGAGCAUCUGAUCUUUUGAUCCACUGUGGAGAUGCUCAAGGCAACAGCGGCUCUGAUCUGGCAGACUUUGUGGAGUGGUUUCGACAACAAGACUUUAAGCACAAGAUCUUUGUGAGGGGCAACCACGAGAAAGGCCGCGAGUGGAAAGACCGUUUGGGCGCGGUCUACCUCCGUGGGGCCACUCACUGUGGAAAGCUGAAGCUCUUUGGGAUUCCCUACCAACCCGACGGUUUCAUGCAAAUGGCCUACUCCAAGCAGAUCCCAGAGCAAUUGGAUUUGCUGGUCACGCACGAGCCACCGCACAAAAUGUUGGACUACGCCUGGGCAUCCAGUUUCCGGCAGGAACACAUCGGCUCCAAGACGUUGAAGAGCGCGCUGGGCCGGUUGGCCCACAAGAGCCGCAUCAACAAAAGGAGGUUGUCACCUCGUGUGCACUUAUUCGGCCACGUUCAUGAAGGUCGUGGGAAAUUGGAGAAGAAUGGCACCUUGUUCCUCAACGUGUCAAAUGCGAACCCUGGCAUGGCACGCACCCUCCAGCAUCCCUGUGUCGUGCUGGAUAUAGCAACUGAUGGAUCUGGAGACGUGCGCGUGGUGAGCAUGUGAAAAGACUCGAUGGACGCAAGGGUGUUAACUGGUUCUUCCGGGAACGGGGAUGUGUUUGUCUUGGAAAUCCGGUGGUUGGGUCCGACUUGUGCAUAAGAACCUGGAGUCGACCCGGAAACAAACCUCUUGA